GAAGAGCCAUUUUUCAAGUACAGCUGCAACACACCAACAUUAUAUUUGUCUCAUUGACACACACUCUUUACUGAGCUUAGCUAGCUCUGUUGGAGUGAGCAAAAAGAACAAGAAGAGGGUUUUGUACACAAGAAAUAACAAUAAUGGAGAAAGCAUUAACUAAAGUUGGGAGCAUUAAAGUUGGAAGCUUUUGGUUAACCAAGAAAGCUAAAGCAGAAUUCAAUAACAUCUCUGAAGACAUUAAUAGCAUCUCAAAUACUGUUGAAGAGAAGGCGAAAUGGAUCUUUAACAAGCUAAAAGGAACGCCUAUGAAGAGUUUGACAGAUCUUCUUCGAGAACAUAAUCUCCCACCAGGCCUUUUCCCCCAGAACAUAACGAGUUUUGAAUUAGACGAGUCCAAAACAAAGCUGACUGUUUACCUUCCCUCCCCAUGCGAGAUAACCUUCAAGGACGGCUCUGUGAUUAGGUAUGCUACGAGGGUGAAAUGCAUUUUACUAAGAGACAAGCUUAUUGGCAUAGAAGGAAUGAAGACCAAAGUCUUAGUAUGGGUGAAGGUCACAAAUGUGUGUGUUGAAGGAUACAGGUCGGAGAAGGUUUGGUUUACUGCUGGUGUAAAGAAAUCGAGGCCAAGGGAAGCUUAUGAAAUUCCUCACGAUGCAGUUAGAGUAAAAGAGUUUUGAGAGUUGGAUUAUUCAUACAAGAAUGAGUCCUCAACAAUCAAAGAUUUUUGAGUAGGUGGUUUGAUGGCUUUCUUGGUCGGUCAGUCAUUUCUCAUCGUAGCAAAAUUGUUCCAAGGCACACUUCAGGAAAGAAGUAUAUUUCAUUUACAAGUCAUUCAAAAUGGUGUCUAGCAAUUUAGCAAACUCAGCUAGAUUUUAACUGCAGUUGUAUGGCUAGUCAUCUAAUAUAUUUUCUGGAAUUUUGAGAUGCUAUUUAUUAUGUCUUCUAUUUGAAGAAAAUUAUUCAGUCGCAUCAUGUUAGGGAGUUGUUGAAUGUAUCAAUCCUAAGAUGUUCUCUAACUAUUGUCUUUGGUUUAAUGGAGAACUUCAAACAAGGUGCUGCUAAGACAGUUUGUACCGUAAUUCUUUAGCAUAUUUUAGACUUCAAAUAUGAACAUUUCAGGUUAGAUAUUUACAUGCACUCAGACUCAGUGCUGAUAUUUACAUUUCUA
Molecule: messenger RNA, 1171 nt
Organism: Lycium ferocissimum
Lineage: Eukaryota; Viridiplantae; Streptophyta; Magnoliopsida; Solanales; Solanaceae
Exons: 3
Coding region: 144-680 (178 amino acids)
Source: RefSeq, a predicted model, not a curated record